Messenger RNA from Oryctolagus cuniculus (rabbit), 3989 nucleotides. The record is from RefSeq and is a predicted model, not a curated record. NCBI's taxonomy places the organism in Eukaryota, Metazoa, Chordata, Mammalia, Lagomorpha, Leporidae.
GGAAACGACAUCGUGCCAGACGCAGUGUGGUAUCCUGGUUUGGAUCCUGGAGCAAACCAAGGGCUUCCGCAGGAAAGCUUGAGCAGAUCCUAACGAACUCUGCAUGACCCGAUGAUCUCCAGCAGGAGACACGUCCUGACACAGGCCAAGAGUGGCAGCCACACGUACCCGGAAGGGACAGGAAGAGGAGAAGCAGCCUGGGCAGAAACCUGUUUUUCCUUCUGCGAAGGACGCCUUUGGCCCAUGAGCAAGCUGGGGAGGUCCCUGAGUGAGUCGCAGGUGCAAGCCCGGGAAGCAGAAGAGGAUGACAUGACAGAAGGCGAUUUAGGGUAUGGCCUCGGUAGAAGACCUGGUGGCAUUUAUGAGGUGGCAGGUCCACGGUUAUUCGCGUCCAGAAAAAGAUCCAACGAAAAGAACUCUAGCCCUCCCCCGAGAAAGGGGGAAGAGCGAUGGGGAGCCGUUUUUCACUUUCCCCAGCGAAAGAGCUUGUCUGAUACCUUCCCGCCCGGGCCCGGACGCCCCAGCUGCAGACGGCGGAGCAGCACUGAUACUAAUUCAGAGUGGUCGAACCAAGAGUUAAGGCAGCGUCUUCUUGAAACUUUAGAGGAGGUAGAAAUUUUAAAAACUGAACUUGAGGCAUCCCAAAGACAACUUGAAGGUAAAGAGGAAGCAUUGAAAAUUCUUCAAAGCAUGGCAAUACUUGACAAAGCCACAAGUCACACCCAGACAGUGCUUCAAAAAACUGUGGAACAAAAGCGAUCGUUAGAGAAGGAAAUAAAUGCCUUGCGGUGGGAAAUAGAAUUUGAUCAGAAUAGAUUUAAAAAUAUAGAGGAGUCUUGGACCCAAAAAUAUGACAGACUAAAUUGUGAAAAUGCAGUCCUUAAGGAAAAUUUGAAGCUGAAAACAGAAGAAAUUAAAAUGCUAAAGUCUGAAAAUGCAGCUUUGAACCAGCGGUAUCUGGAGGCCCUCGCCAUGCUUGAUGUCACGCAGCAGAAGAUGGCUCAGGAAAACCCGUGCGCCCAUCCAGGGGGCUCCACAGAGGUUUCCAGUCUCGAGCUCGCCGUCCUCGGAGCCUGCCGUUGUCACGAUCCUGGGGAGAGGCCCUGUUCCUGUGCCCGCAUGGCAGCAUCCGCCCGGAAGUUGCUUCUGCAGCUGAAACACGAGCUGGAACUUUUGCAGAAGAGUAAAGAAGAGGCUUACGUAAUGGCAGAUGCAUUCAGAAUUGCGUUUGAGCAGCAAUUAAUGAGGAAAAGUGACCAGGCACUAAGAUUGACACAAAUGGAUACAAUGUGGCAAAAAGCAGCAAAACGGAUAAAUUGGAAGCACCUUAAAGAGAAUGGGCUCGUAUCACAGAGGAGCAAGAAAACCUUAGCACAGAAACUACUGGGCAUGCUCCCUUCGGAAAACAUUUCCAGGAGGACUGAAGACCGGGAUCAGCCACAGGAAGUCUUCAAGAUGCUAAUAGAUUUGUUGAAUGAUAAAGAAGAAGCUUUGGCUCAUCAGAGGAAAGUUAGUUACAUGCUUGCCCGUGCAUUGGAAGACAAAGAUACUAUCUCAAAAGAGAAGAAAGAAAAAGAUCCUGUGAAAGAGAAUUUUCCAUUCAAAAACUCCGGGCGUAAAACUUCACAGUUCCCUGUUCUGCGUGAUCCUGUACAUCCAAGCGUCCCGGUGUUUAAAUCUGCGGGCUGCAGCUGUUCAGGCCAGCACCCUCUACCAGAUCCGGCCUGCCCAAGAACUCUUAAAAGGUCCUGUUCUUUGCCGUCAACUAUCACACUUGGAAGACAAAGCAGUUGAAAGGAGAACCGGGAGCUGCUUAAUGCAAGAGACUUUGACAAAGGACGUAUUGCAAGGCUGUGUGCCUUCUGGAUGUCUACAUAUUAGGAGACAGCUUAAAUGAAGCUUUUCCUACGAGACAUUUAUUAGGGGCCAGCGCUGUGGUGUACCUGGUGAAGCCUCUGCCUGCAAUGCAGGCAUCCCACAUGGGCACCUGGCUGCUCCACUUCUGAUCCAGCUCUCUGUUAAUAGCCUGGGAAAGCAGUGCAGGAUGGCCCAAGUGCUUGGGCCCCUGUACCCACGUGGGAGACCCGGAAGAAGCUCCAGGCUCCUGGCUUCGGAUUGCCCAGCUCUGGCCGUUGCGGCCAUCUGGAGAGUGAACCACAAGAUAGAAGACCUCUCUCUGUGUCUCUUCCUCUCUCUGUGUCUCUUCCUCUCUCUGAUUUUCAAAAUAAAAAUAAAUUUUUUUAAAAAAAUUUAUUAGUAUUGUGUGUUGAGAUAUUUAUAAAUUACAUUGCUAUGUUUUAUGAAGUUUUCAGUAGUUGUCAACAUCUUAACAAAAAAUGAUUCUUCGGAAAAGCAAAAUUACUCCUUUAUACUGGGCGUUUUAUGUUACUGUUAAAUCUGUGUGCUUUAAAGCAUUCGUUACCAUUUUCUGUUGUGUUUAUAGCUUGAUGAUUUCCAUGUAAUUAUUGGCUCCAAUUUCUUUUUUUUUUUUUUUUUUUAUUUAUUUAUUUGAAAGAGUUACACAGAGAGAGAAGGAGAGGCAGAGAGAGAGAGAGACAGAGGUCUUCCAUCGCUGGUUCACUCCGCAACUGGCUACAGCAGCCGGAGCUGAGCCAAUCCAAAGCCAGGAGCCAGGGGCUUCUUCUGGCUAUUUUCAUAGCUUUGGUUUUGGUCGGGAGGCAACGUUGUGUCUGCAGGCGCUAAACAGCUUCUGUGACUGCGUCUGGUGAGGUGGAUGUGAUGGUCUCAGGGAUCUGAAGAAGCAGAUGGCAACACGUCCAGACACGGCCCGCACCAGGUGCGCUGUAGCCACGUGAUUGUAUGUAAAUUAAGUCUGGAUGGAAGUUCGGUUGAUUGGAUUCUCCUGAGGAAAGGCAAACACUUCAGUGCUACAGUCUUUUUUUUUUUUUUUUUGACAGGCAGAGUGGACAGUGAGAGAGACAGAGAGAAAGGUCUUCCUUUGCCGUUGGUUCACCCUCCAAUGGCCGCCAUGGCCGGCACGCUGUGGCCGGCGCACUGCGCUGAUCCGAAGCCAGGAGCCAGGUGCUUUUCCUGGUCUCCCAUGGGGUGCAGGGCCCAAGCACUUGGGCCAUCCUCCACUGCACUCCCUGGCCACAGCAGAGAGUUGGCCUGGAAGAGGAGCAACCGAGACAGAAUCCGGCGCCCCGACCAGGACUAGAACCUGGUGUGCCAGCGCCGCUAGGAGGAGGAUUAGCCUGUUGAGCCGCGGCGCCGGCUGUUACAGUCCUAAUGUGCAUGCACUGCAUAAUGUUUUAAGAACAGACCACAUACUGACUGGGGUCCCCGAAGAUCAUAUCACCUAGUGACUUGGUAUCCAUCUUCAGGGAAGUACGUUUGAAGAUGUUCACCUAACGAGGCAUUUCUUCAGUAGGGAUGGAUUCCUGCCGCUAACACGCUGACUACUUCCUUGCUUGUUAUGACUCAUGGAGGAUUAACAAUGCGGGUGCAGGGGCCCAAGGACUUGGGCCAUCUUCUACUGCCUUCCCAGGCCACAGCGGAGAGCUGGAUCGGAAGUGGAGCAGCCGGGACUCGAACUGGCGCCCAUAUGGGAUGCCAGCACUGCAGGCAGUGGCUUUACCUGCUAUGCCACAGCACCGGCCCCAUGAGAUGAUUUUUAAAAAAGACUCACAAAGCUGAGGCGGGCAUUUGGUCUAGUUAAGAUGCUAGUGUCCCACUCGGGAGUGCCUGGGUUUGACUUCCAGCUCCUGACGCGUUUCCUGCUGACACAGACUCUGGGAGGUCCUGGUGUACACGCAUACUUGGGCUCCUGCCGCCCAGGCAGGAAUGUGGUCAUUAUGUUCUGGCCUGUGCAUGUUUCAUUUGUGACCAUUCCAGCUUCUGCUUGUUAGCAUGGAGUGAGGGUGUUAGCCCCUGCCAGACAAUAUACAGCCCAGUAUGUGUGUGGAAGAAAUAUUAGGUGCAUUAAAAAAAAAAACAAAAUAUUAUUACAAGUAUGUACUCACGUACAG